AUGCAACCGUCGACUGUCCUCGUCCUGGCCGCGUCCGCUGCCACUGGUCUUGCUCAGUCAUGCACCUACCAAGCUGCCAGCUACCUGUCCGUCUGCCAACAGGGAAACAACCUAUUCUGCACCGGCAACACGGGCGUCUGCAGCAACUCAACAGACACAUUUGAUGAACAGGCUACAAUCGCAAACGAGGACGCUUGCGGUCCUGUGGGCUGGAAAGAGCAGGACUUGCCAACCUGA
Molecule: messenger RNA, 237 nt
Organism: Diaporthe batatas
Lineage: Eukaryota; Fungi; Ascomycota; Sordariomycetes; Diaporthales; Diaporthaceae
Exons: 2
Coding region: 1-237 (78 amino acids)
Source: RefSeq, a predicted model, not a curated record